Molecule: messenger RNA, 711 nt
Organism: Cladophialophora psammophila CBS 110553
Lineage: Eukaryota; Fungi; Ascomycota; Eurotiomycetes; Chaetothyriales; Herpotrichiellaceae
Exons: 2
Coding region: 1-711 (236 amino acids)
Molecular function (GO): O-methyltransferase activity
Source: RefSeq, a predicted model, not a curated record
AUGCCUGCUUACCUCGCUGAGCUCGGUUACAAGAACCCUGACCAGCCGGACAACACCCUCUCACAUUAUGCGACGGGGACCGACUUCUUUGCGUAUCUACGCGGUGACACUGCCCGCCUUACUCGUUUCAACUCUGCUAUGAAAGGUGCCGCAACAUUGCUCGCGAGCCCCAUCCCAGACUCCCUGCUCGAAUCUGUAGCAGAUGGAAAUGGUGUGGCAAUGGUCGAUGUCGGUGGAGGACAUGGCCAAGUUACGCAGAAGGUCAUGGAAGAGAAUCCGCAUAUCAAAGCCCGCUUCGUUGUGCAGGAUCUCGGCGCUAUCAUCGAGGAGGCACGUGCCAGAAAUCCGAAAUACGAGGUCAUGGAGUAUGACUUUUUCACUCCACAACCAAUUCGCGGAGCACGCAUCUACUUCAUGCGCCGUGUCUUGCACGACUUUCCGGACUCCAAGUGCCGCGAGAUCCUGAGAAACCAGAUCCACGGCAUGGUCAAGGGCCAGUCAAAAUUGCUUGUCUGCGAGACCGUCCUGCCCGCUGUGGGAUGCAGCGGCUUCGAAUCGCUCGCAGACAUCAGCCGCACCACCUUCAGCUCGAUGCAGCGCAGCGAGAAGCAGUGGACCGCGCUUCUGGCGAGCGUAGGCUUGAGAGUUGUCAAGAUCUGGCCUGCUAAGCAAAAGGGACCAUUUGCUGUUAUUGAGUCAGAGCUUGAAUGA